Syngnathus typhle (broad-nosed pipefish) is the source of this 3632-nucleotide messenger RNA. RefSeq names its product glycerol kinase 5 (gene gk5). Lineage: Eukaryota; Metazoa; Chordata; Actinopteri; Syngnathiformes; Syngnathidae. Gene Ontology annotation, biological process: glycerol-3-phosphate biosynthetic process; triglyceride metabolic process; glycerol metabolic process. Gene Ontology annotation, molecular function: glycerol kinase activity. The transcript is spliced from 16 exons. The coding region runs from base 394 to 1995 and encodes 533 amino acids. Gene Ontology annotation, cellular component: mitochondrion. The record is from RefSeq and is a predicted model, not a curated record.
GUUUACUAACUACGGGUGCCCCAAAGUGCGGCUGUUUGAGAAAUGUUGCGGUUCGACCGCGAUUUUAGUCUGCGUACUAACAACGUCUCCGCCAGGUCUAACAUGCUAUGUGUUAUGUCUUAUGUAUUACGAGUAUAUUAAUAAGCGUAACUUGGUAAAAUAAUUGAAUUAUUUCACCACUUAAUGGACGAGGAUCGUUGUGUUACAACAUGGUACGUAUCUGGCUGCUAAAAUGACGCUUUGUUUCGUUUCCGAAGCUACGCUGAUGUUUGCAACUGGGUCGGGGUCCGUAAAGUCCAAAAGUUCAGUCACUUGCCUCAGCGGCACAACAAAAACAGCGAUUAUGCGCACACGCGCAAUGUAGUCUUGCCAUAAACAACACCGAUAUGACAUAUGAACGAUAGUCAGUUGCCUCCAAUGGGGACUCCAAGGAAUGGGAUCAAGAAGGGACGAUUUAUUUUGUCUGUGGACGUGGGUACGACUUCGAUCAGAUGUCACGUGUAUGACAAGAAGGCACAAAUUCGUGGCUCGUGCUCUACAGAGGUGGUCCCGUUAUAUCCAGAGGAAGGGCAUGUGGAACUUGACCCGGAUGAACUGUGGAAAGGCUUCAUCUUUGUGGUGAAGGGGGCUGUGAAAGAUGCCGGAGUCCAAAUGCAUCAAAUGGAAGCUAUGGGCAUCUCUACCCAGCGAGCUACCUUUACAACGUGGGACAGGAGAACUGGCACUCCUUUCCAUAAUUUCAUCAGCUGGCAGGACCAGAGAGCAGCGGAGUUGGUAACAUCCUGGAACAGAUCAUGCACCUUGAAAGCGAUCCAUGGUGUAAUGAAAGUUCUGCACUUCGUGACCAGGCAGAAGCGCUCACUUGCAGCGAGUCUGAUUGUCUUCUCCACUCAGCAUGUCACUUUCCGCCUUGUUUGGACCCUCAAACACUACAAACAGGUUGCUCAGGCUGUGGCCGAAGGCAACUGCUGCUUUGGAACAAUCGACACCUGGCUCUUGUUUAAGCUCACAAACGGAGUGAUUCAUGCCACUGACUACUCAAAUGCAAGUGCAACGGGGAUUUUCGACUCCUAUCAGAUGUGUUGGAGUCAGAUGCUUUGCUCUCUGGUCUCCCUGCCGCUCUCUAUUUUUCCCAAAGUAGAAAAUACAGGACAUGAAUUUGGUUGCACUGACCCGUCCAUCUUUGGUUUGCCCAUUCCCAUCAUGUCAGUGAUGGCGGAUCAACAGGCUGCCAUGUUUGGGGAGUGCUGUUACAAUGUGGGUGAUGUGAAGAUCACCAUGGGAACAGGUACCUUCAUGGACAUCAACACUGGCAGCACACCUCACACAUCCGUAAAUGGUCUCUAUCCGCUGGUGGGUUGGAAGAUUGGCCCAGAAGUAGUGUAUCUGGCUGAGGGUAAUGCAGCAGAUACUGGCACCGCCAUCAAAUGGGCUCAGGCACUUGAUCUCUUCUCAGAUGUGGAGCAUACCAGCCCCAUGGCGUACAGUGUGAGCGACGCCAAUGGGGUGUGUUUCGUCCCGUCUUUCAGUGGGCUGCAGGCUCCCCUGAACGACCCAAAAGCCUGCGCUUCCUUCAUGGGCCUCAAACCUUCUACCACGAAAUGCCACCUGGUCCGUGCCAUUCUGGAGUCCAUUGCCUUCAGAAACAAGCAGCUCUAUGAGACGAUGCUUAGAGAAACCAACAUUCCCAUUACAAAGAUCAGGGUGGACGGCGGGGUUUCCUCUAAUGAUUUCAUCAUGCAGCUCACUGCAGACCUGUUUGGUAGAAAGCUACAACGAUGCCGGAACCAUGAAAUGUCCUGCUUGGGGGCUGCCUUUGUUGCCGGACUUUCUGUGGGCUAUUGGAAAUCGUGUGAGGAGCUGACCAAGCUGCACUGCGCAGGUGACAUAUUUUGCCCUAAAAGAAUGUCCGGUGACUGUGCUAGUUCCGGGUACGAUCUCCAGAGAUGGGAAAGGGCUCUACAACGCUCUAUGUAUUGGUACAAGCAACCAUGACAAGGGAUCCUCUCACAAAAGAAGAAACUGAAACCUGAGCCACUCUUUCAAAAAAAAAAAUGAUUGUGCCACAUCCCGCUAUUAUGUCCAAUAUACUUGAAACCACGAGAGCCCGUUUGACCGUAGAGACCAGAAAUCAAUUGUUACUUUCAUUUCGAUGUGAUUUUCAAGUCACUUCUCAGAUUGCAUUAUUUCAUCAAAUGGACACCAUACUUGCACAUUUUCCCACAGAGGGGCGUUAAUAUGAGGCGUUUCCAUGUCUCAUUCUUACUAAGCCCCCAACAUGACAUGGGGUACAAAAUCGAUACAACAUGCGCACCAAAUACUAAUUUAUGUCUCCAAAUGACUAAAUUGUAUCCAUGAUAUAUUUACUUGUGGCUAUGAAAUGGUAAAUUGGGACCACAAAUGCUUUUUUGUGGACACAAAAAUAGGUGUCAUCUGUACAGAAAAUGCUUAAUUGCGCAUUUUCUAUCUUACAAAAUGGCUCUUCACUACAAAGUGAAAAAUAUAAUGUUCUUUACCUUAGCGCACUUGAUUACCUCACUCAGCUGCUCAGGACGUAUUUGAAUAUUAUUGAUUUGUGCUUCGUGGACACAUUAUGCCUAGUUCACACCCACACUGCAGUCAGUCUGGGCACUUUAUUGAUCAAUGUGUAUUUUUGUAGCCAGUGACUACAGGAGCCUCAUAUCAAAGUAGCGAAAUGUAUUUACGCAAAUCUGAAAAUAAGCCCUCCAGUCGGCGCAGCCCACACAAGACCAAAUACAUUUACACUUGUGUCACUCACAGGAAUGCAAAAAACCUCAGAAUUGUUGGUCAAUGUCAUACUAUAUUUUCUCUUCAUAUGGUGUUUACUUUUUUUCCUCUACUAAUAGUAAUUUCUUCUUGUGCGUUUUGUCUGUAAGUGAUCAUAAAUCCUGGGUUGCCUGGAAGUGAAGCCAGUAUGGAAAGCCAUUAGAGCAUUGAUUUGAUAUCAGUCAUAUGGUCAACGUACUCCAUUUUUUUCUUCAUCAGUAAGACAAUUUGAUCAGCUAGUAGUCGAAUGACAAUAGAAACAUUUUGCAACAACUGACAUCAACUAAUAGAAAACUACACACUGUUGGCUGUAGACCAAUAGUGGCAAAUAAUAAUAGAAUAAAAAGGUACUAGUGAGACAGUCAUUCUACUAGUGCGCUUAAUUGUCUCACUACCAUAAGCUGGAUAUCGAAUACUUUUACUCUAAAAAGCUUGCACAAACUGUAAAAGCCUCUGUCAAUAAGUUUAUAUUUCUGGUUGGAUUGAAUCCAAACCUGGAAACAAAUUAGGUAACAAACCUACGUAAACAUAAAAGGUUUAUUAGUGUGACGGAGCCUUCGUAAGCCAUUUUCUGACAUCUGUUAAUAAUUUAGAAGCAGUAUGUGAUUCAAUAUACGUGCGCUUUAAUGAAGGUCGGGGCUGUUGGGAGCCAGUCGCUCGAGCGUGUCUGCACUUGGUUGUGUUAUUGUGCUCUCAAACGCAGCAAACAAGCCUGAUACUGACCUCACAUGCCCUCACAGACACACUCAUUGCUUGUCUAAUUAUGUUGCUUUUUAACAAGGUGCAACAACAACAAAAAUGUAUGUGUGUAUGUUUUUCUCUUAAAUAAAAGAUUUUGGAUUUGA